AUUCUAGGGAUUUAUGGUUCGGUGGUUUCCAGUUGGCACUCCUCCAGUCGGAAGGUUAUGGCGACCAAAGUGUCAGUGUUAGUAAUUCGCUGAAGAAACCACCAAAAUGGUUUUAUUAAAGUGCUGUUAAGUGUCGCAGUAAAGACUGUCGAUGACAGACCCUGAAGACAUGAAGGCGAAGUCGUCGAAACGCAUGGCUGGGAUAAUAAUGAUGUCCCGAAAAUCGAUCGCCAAGGACGGUGUUGUCACAACGUCGGGCAUCGGGAUGCCGAGCCUGUACCACGCGCUGGUGGUGAUUUUCCUGGAGUUCUUCGCAUGGGGGCUGCUCACAAUGCCGGUCAUAUCAGUAUUAAACACCACAUUCCCCGACCACACGUUCCUGAUGAACGGCCUGAUCAUGGGGAUCAAGGGGCUGCUGUCGUUCCUCAGCGCCCCCCUGGUGGGCGCGCUUUCGGACGUCUGCGGCCGGAAGUUGUUUCUGUUGAUUACGGUGUUCUUCACAUGUCUGCCCAUUCCCCUAAUGACGAUUAAUACGUUUUGGUUUUUUGCAAUGGUCAGCAUUUCGGGCGUUUUUGCGGUCACUUUUAGCGUUGUCUUUGCCUAUGUGGCCGACGUCACCGACCAGAAGGACCGCUCGCUGGCCUACGGGCUGGUGAGUGCCACUUUUGCCGCCAGUAUGGUCAUCUCGCCGGCCUUGGGGGCCUACUUGAUGGAGAGAUGGUCCGUGUCUCUCGUGGUGGCCCUCGCCACAGCCGUUGCCAUCCUCGACGUCUUCUUCAUCCUGGUCGCAGUCCCCGAGAGCCUCCCUGAAAAAGUGCGCGUCUCCCCGAUCAGUUGGGAGCAAGCCGAUCCCUUCUCCUCCCUCCGUAACGUCGGCCAAGACCCCACAAUCCUCCUCCUCUGCAUCACCGUUUUCCUCUCCUACCUCCCCGAAGCCGGUCAAUACAGUUGCAUUUUCGUCUACUUGAAGCUGGUCAUGGGCUGGAGCGCCCCCAUGGUGGCCGUCUUCGUCGGCCUCGUGGGCCUCCUGGCCGUCCUCACGCAGCUGUGUCUUGGUGCUCUGAUGAAAAACCUCGGCUGCAAACACACGAUAAUGUUGGGACUGCUCUUCGAGAUGCUGCAGCUGCUGUGGUACGGCUUCGGCACGACGACGUGGAUGAUGUGGGCGGCGGGAAUGUUGGCCUCGAUGAGUUCGAUCACGUAUCCGGCGAUUUCGGCGUUUGUCAGCAUUGUGAGCACGCCGGACCGGCAAGGGGUGGUCCAGGGGAUGGUGACAGGGAUGAGGGGGUUGUGCAAUGGGCUGGGGCCGGCGAUGUUCGGACUCAUCUUCUACGUGUUUCAUGUCGAUCUCAACGAGGGCGAGAACCAGGAAGGGACGCAUGCGACGCCAGUGCAUGACAUGGAGACGUAUUCGCAGCUGGUGCCUGGCCCUCCGUUCGUCUUCGGUGCUUUUCUAGUCAUUUGCGCCCUCCUUGUAGCUUCAUUUAUCCCAACUAAAUCCAGUACCGAUUCAAGUAUCCCCUUAGACACGCAUUACGAGAUGGAAAGGGGCCAGAAGGUUGCAGGCACUUUGAGUCCUCUGAUUCCGAGCCGGAGCAUCGAAAACGCAGCAAUAUUAUAAGUAAUAGAACGCUCGCCACAAUUGAUGCUAAUUGUAAUUCCUUACUUUUCUAAAAUCGAUCUAUUUUGUUAGAACUUAAACAAAAAACAAAAUGUAUAUAAAUGGUAUUAAUGCAAGAGAGAGAAUGGUCUGUGGAUUUUAGAAAAGUGACUUUAUUGUUGAACUUUAUUGUUAUUUAGUCGGAGAAUUUACAGUACUACUACUACAUACAUGAAUGAAACUUUAUUUUUUCUUAUUCCUACUUAGAAACUACGCUUUACUCUAUUUAUUUUUAUAUUGAUUUACGGCCGAAAAUUGCCAUCUAGGUGUUUACGCACUGUCUCUAUCCUUUCACACACACUACAAACUUUGUGUACAAAAAAAAAAACAAUUCAAAACUAAACUUAGGGUUAAGAAUUAGUCGACAGGACCAUAUCGUUUCGAAUAAACGCUGCAAGCACUAGAUUAUAACCAACUAUGAGGUGUUCUUGCUAAAUUCACGCGCGAAAAACAAGUAUUGAUUUAUUGUGAUAUUUUACGUAAUUGUACUUAGACACAACAACUUUCGGUUCACUAGAACAUCUCAUAACAACAGACGCUGUUAGAUUAAUUCAAUGUGACUAUUACGCGACGUCACGCUUGCGACAUGGUUGACAAAGACGUUCAAUGAAAGUAUUUUAGCAUAGGGAUAAAUUAAAGUGUAUAAAAGGCAAAAAAUAAAUCAUUGUUUCUGUAA
Messenger RNA from Tribolium castaneum (red flour beetle), 2336 nucleotides. RefSeq lists its product as uncharacterized. The transcript has 5 exons. Bases 152 to 1621 code for a protein of 489 amino acids. The record is from RefSeq and is a predicted model, not a curated record. Gene Ontology annotation, molecular function: transmembrane transporter activity. Gene Ontology annotation, biological process: transmembrane transport. NCBI's taxonomy places the organism in Eukaryota, Metazoa, Arthropoda, Insecta, Coleoptera, Tenebrionidae.